AUGUUAGUUUCGAGUGGGGCUAACGGGGGCCAGUCGACUAUACUGAGACCAUCAUUGUCUAUAGUUGAUUCACAGAUAUUAAAUGAAAUUUGCCCGGAAGCCAUAACAGAAUCAACUCCACCUAUUCGUUUACAAACAGUUAAUUGUACAAAUGGUUCAUCGUUCGAAUUAAUAACUGAUUAUAGUGCACUACAAUGGCUAUUCGAUUUUAAUGGACAUAAUAAACGCUUAUAA
Messenger RNA from Didymodactylos carnosus, 234 nucleotides. The record is from the annotation of a GenBank genome assembly. NCBI's taxonomy places the organism in Eukaryota, Metazoa, Rotifera, Eurotatoria, Philodinida, Philodinidae.